Cyclocybe aegerita is the source of this 333-nucleotide messenger RNA. Lineage: Eukaryota; Fungi; Basidiomycota; Agaricomycetes; Agaricales; Hemipholiotaceae. The record is from the annotation of a GenBank genome assembly.
AUGUCGUUGUCGUUGUCGUCGCCCUGUCACCCUGUCGCCAUCCUUGCCAUUGCCCUGUCGCCAUCCUUGCCAUCACCCUGUCAUCAUCGUCGUCACCCUGUCAUUGUCACCCUCAUUGUCACCAUCAUAGUCACCCUCAUAGUCACCCUCAUAGUUGUCCUCAUAGUCAUCCUCAUUGUCGUCCUCAUUGUCGCCCUGUUGCUGUCCUCAUCAUUGCCCUGUCCUUGUCCUCGUCGCCCCAUCCUCAUCCUCCUCAUUGCCCUGUCCUUGCUUGAAGAGGAAGGGUGGAUGACGGGCGAGACGAGGUCUGAAUGUUACAUGGCACAAGUAUGA